Molecule: messenger RNA, 1463 nt
Organism: Tachysurus vachellii
Lineage: Eukaryota; Metazoa; Chordata; Actinopteri; Siluriformes; Bagridae
Product: holocytochrome c-type synthase
Exons: 7
Coding region: 79-954 (291 amino acids)
Biological process (GO): cytochrome c-heme linkage
Cellular component (GO): mitochondrion
Molecular function (GO): holocytochrome-c synthase activity
Source: RefSeq, a predicted model, not a curated record
CUAUAGGUGGCGGUAAUAACAGUUGAAGUGUUAAAACUGGAUUAGACGAAGAAGCAGUAAAGGAUUGUGGGUCUGUGCAUGUUGUGUUGCUGCACAUUGACAUUGGGGAUUGAAUCGUGUGAGCAGACGAGAGAAGACUUCAGGAUGGGUGGCUCAGUGUCCAGUCCUGCUGCCACUGUACAAGCAGAGGCUCACUUAGGCAGCAGUGUCCCUCCACAGGGAUGUCCUAUGCACCAGGCACAACAGGAAAAUUCUCCUCCAUCUGAGUGCCCCAUGCAUCAGGCUGUGUCUCAGCCCACAGCUCCAGCAGGUCCAGCGCACCAGGAGAAGGCCUACGACUUUGUAGGGUGCCCCAUGAAGGCUGCAAAAGGAGUGUCUGACAUUGAUCCAACAAACAUGAUGCCACCACCAAACCAACAGCCAGCUCCUGGCCAGCCUUUCUCUUUGCCAGUUAACAGAGAAGAGUCCAGAAUUCCUAGAUUUGGAACAGAUAAAAACUGGGUAUAUCCCUCGGAGCAAAUGUUCUGGAAUGCCAUGUUGAGAAAGGGGUGGCGUUGGAAGGAUGAGAGUCUUUCCCCAGAUGACAUGACAAACAUUAUCAAAAUCCAUAACCGCAACAAUGAACAGGCCUGGGAGGAGAUCCUGAAGUGGGAGGCUCUACAUAUGAGUGAAUGUCCAUGUGGCCCAUCUUUGAAACGGUUUGGAGGUAAAGCAAAAGAGUAUUCACCCAGAGCAAGGAUACGCCACUGGAUGGGAUAUGAACUACCCUUCGACCGCCACGACUGGAUAGUGGAUCGUUGUGGAAAGGAAGUCCGGUAUGUGAUUGAUUAUUAUGAAGGAGACCUCGACACAAACACCUAUCAAUUCUCUAUCUUGGACGUGCGUCCCGCAGUUGACUCUCUUCAAGCAGUGUGGGACAGAGUAAAGGUGGCCUGGUGGCGUUGGACAUCUUAAACUCCUGAAAAGCUCAUAUGGACAUUUCUCCUAUAUGUAAAUACAAUCUGAAUGUUGAUGUAGACAUAUGUAAAUGUAUUCCGCAAAACUGAUAACGAUACAAGAUGAUAAAGGCUUGUGUAUGCAGAUGUGAUUGAGAUAUCUCACCCCAGAUUAUGUACACUGUUAUAAUUAUUAUACCCAUUUGGUUUAUUAGUUAAACACGUGUGUAAAGCAAAAUACCAUAAAGUUUAAUGCAGGUUUAAAAUAAUUUGCAAUAACAAAAUCUGCCAGGGAUUUUCUUUCAUAUUGUGGUGCUGCUACUCUUUCUGUUUGUGACCUUCUUCUUUAACAAAUGCUUUUGAAUUGAUUUUCAAUUAGUGAUAUACAUGAUGUGAGUUUUUGUGCGUAUUUUUAAAGGCUAGUGUAUUUAAUUAAAUUAUGCUGUCCAUAUGAGUGUGGUGAUCUAGGCCACUUUUAUUUCUGGAUUUUUUAAAACCGAUUAAAAACGUAACUGGAUUACAAACCAA